GUACCCCUCCGCACAUUGCUUGCACUCACCCACGUCUCCCAAAAAUGGCGUACCAUAGCCAUCGGAUAUCCAAUAUUGUGGACACACACCGACUGUCACGAUCGCGCGCAGUUUAUUGCUUUCAUGCAACGCUCUCAAGAACUCCCCAUCUCACUCGUCGUUCAUCACGACGACAUCAUCUUUUCGGGUUACCGACAGGCACUCUCGGCCGUUUCCUUCAUGGAGGUCAUCACCCCUAUCACCAGCAGACUCAGAACACUCAAGGUGACGUUUACGCGCGUUAACGGAGAGCUUCCGGAUUGGCUCGUCACGGCUGUCCCCGGGUUACAGCUAGACUAUCUGCUGCUCACAGUCGACGCUACGGAUGUCUGGAGGUCCCCACAUCAUGGCAAUACGAAGGCGCUUUUUGCAGAACAAGUGUCACGCGUCAAAGCUCUGCGCCUAGACGGAGUCGCCGGAUGGGAGCUGAGCACCCGGUUCCCCAACCUCACUCAUCUGCUCUUCUCGGGGGCGAAAUUCAGAACGGUAGACCGCAUCGCCGAUCUGCUAUCGUACAUCCCCAGCCUCGAGGUCCUGUCAUUCAAUCGUGUAAGCCCCCCCGGCGCAAUCCAACAAAGAUCCUCCCGUAAAGUGUCCCUGCAACGACUUCGGACGGUGUCGUUCUCAGACUCAGAAGCGGCUGCUCUCCAACUGAUCGACGACUUG
Molecule: messenger RNA, 705 nt
Organism: Epithele typhae
Lineage: Eukaryota; Fungi; Basidiomycota; Agaricomycetes; Polyporales; Epitheliaceae
Exons: 1
Source: RefSeq, a predicted model, not a curated record